Molecule: messenger RNA, 2371 nt
Organism: Cuscuta campestris
Lineage: Eukaryota; Viridiplantae; Streptophyta; Magnoliopsida; Solanales; Convolvulaceae
Source: the annotation of a GenBank genome assembly
CAGCGACGGCGAGGGAUGCGGGUCAACGACGGCGGGGGAUGCAGAAGCAUCAUCGGCGGUGCUGAAGUGCCGGUGGCGGGGGUUGAGGAAGCAUCAUCGGCGGGGGGGGCUUUUGACGGCGGGGGUUGAGGAAGCACCAUCGCGGUGGUGCUGAAGUGCCGGCGGCGGCGGUGCUGAAGUGCCGGCGGUCGUGGUGCCGAAGUGCCGGCGUCGGCAGUGGUAGAUGACAUCAGUCAGUGGGGGAGUACAGGGGUGUAUAGGGCAAAAAGGCUAAGGGGUAUAAUGGGAAAGUCAACACAAUUUUCAUCACACAUAAAUUUGCGUUUUGCGUGCCCUGUCAAACAGGAAAGUUUUUUUUUGCACGGAGGGAGUAUAGAAUUCCCGGUUUAAGUAUAUGUAACAUACUCGGUAUUGUUUAGUACACACUAUUUUUUCGGGGAGCCUAAUGAGAAACGUUCUUCCCAAAGGGAAUCACUACUUUUUUUUUUAAUUCUUUAUUUUAUUCUAUUUUUUUGCAAAAGGGAAUCAAUUACUUUAUAAAUUAGGUUUUGUGUAAGAGAAAGUUCCACGGAGCAAGUUGGUUAUGGUUCUUAUAGGGACGACCGAACGAUUAGGAGUCACUAAGCAGAGCAGCUCCUCAAUUCCUAUCAUUGCCAGAGUGAUCGCUCCUAAUUUUUCGGACCUCUGUUCUUAAAUCGAAAACCCCGAAAUUUCGGGGAUUAGAGAAGAAGGGUUUCACUUGCCCACUAUCUUUUACGAUGUCUUGAAGAAAAAGAAGAAGAGUGAGAUUCCGAUUAUCGGACCCAAUGGCGAGCCCUGCAGGAAGUGGAGGAGGAGGAGGAGGAAGAAGAAGAAUCUUUGAAGAAUUUUCACCGGGGUAUUAUGGGGUUUGCGCCAUUGGAGGAAUGUUGAGUGCUGGCACAACUCAUCUCGCUUUAACACCUUUUGAUGUCCUCAAAGUCAAUAUGCAGGUCUUCCAUAUCCCCCCCUCUUUUUCCCCUAACUUGUUAAUGAAAAAAUAAGAUUUUGUUUUUAAAUUCUAUUUUCAAUUUUAUGUUAGAUUUUGCUUUAACACCUUUUGAUGUCCUCAAAGUUUAUGUUUGUUUGAUGUACUCAUUUUAUCCGGCGAUUGAUUGAAAACUAACAAGAAAUGAGGUGCUGAAUUUUGGGUCUUUAGGUGCACCCGGCGAAGUACAAAAGCAUACCAACCUGCUUUACCAUUCUACUGAAAGAAGAAGGUCCAUUGGUGUUUUGGAGAGGAUGGGGUGGGAAGUUCUUAGGGUAUGGCGUUCAGGGUGCUUGUAGAUUCGGCCUGUAUGAAUACUUCAAGAACGUGUACUCGAAUUUUCUUGGGGAUCAAAGGAAGAGUUUGAUAUUCUUUCUGAGCAGUGCAUCAUCUGAAAUGAUUGCCAAUUUCGCUCUCUGCCCGUUUGAGGCCAUCAAAGUCCGUGUUCAAGCACACCCUCACUUUGGGAAAGGUCUGGCUGAUGGAUUCCCCAAAUUAUAUGCUUCUGAAGGAGUCCGUGGAUUAUACAAAGGGCUUAUACCACUUUUGGGACGAAACCUACCAUUCUCAUUAGUUAUGUUUUCAACAUUUGAACACACGGUGGAUUUCACGUACAAAAAGAUAAUUCAGAAAAGGAAGGAAGAUUGCUCAAGAACGCAACAGCUUGGGGUGACAUGUUUUGCAGGAUAUGCAGCUGGAUCUAUUGGAAGUAUUGUUUCUAAUCCAGCUGACAACAUCGUUGCCUCCCUAUAUAACAAGAAGGCUUUGACCCUUAAGUUGGCGGUGAAAAAGAUUGGGAUCAUUAAUUUAUUCACCAGGAGUCUUCCUUUAAGGAUAAUGCUGGUUGGGCCAUCUCUAACUUUGCAGUGGUUGUUCUAUGAUACGAUUAAGGUUUUAAGCGGAUGGCCAACGAGUGGGUACAUCCGCCCCAGUUCAGAGGAGAUAAAUCACAUGUUGAAAUGAGAUGCACAUGAAGUCGACAAGUCCGUCAAGAUUAAGCAAAUUAAGUUACAAAACCAUAAAGCCAAGAUUGCUUUUUUGUUCUUCUUGACAAGAAGUAUGUGCAGAUUUUCUUUGUGUGGGUUUGGAUUGGAUCCCUUUUCUUUGCAGUGUAUAUAUUCUCUAUUUCACCCACCACCCUCUGUUGUUAAUUGCUGUGCUGGUUUCAGAGCCACUUGGUUUCUGAACAUUUAUGCCAACAGUUUUGGACAUAUGGUUAUUGUAAGUUUGAAUAUUAUUAGUAGAGCAUAUAGCCAUGCACUUAUAUUGAGCUGUCAUACUUAUUAUACUUGGUGAAGCCUUAGCUCACUUAUUUGACAAAGUUUUAGCUUGGGGUAAAUAAUAGAUUAAAUUAAGCUGACACAU